Boleophthalmus pectinirostris (great blue-spotted mudskipper) is the source of this 4566-nucleotide messenger RNA. It is a transcript of the gene irf9, whose product is annotated as interferon regulatory factor 9. The record is from RefSeq and is a predicted model, not a curated record. Gene Ontology annotation, cellular component: nucleus. Lineage: Eukaryota; Metazoa; Chordata; Actinopteri; Gobiiformes; Gobiidae. Gene Ontology annotation, molecular function: DNA-binding transcription factor activity, RNA polymerase II-specific; protein binding; RNA polymerase II cis-regulatory region sequence-specific DNA binding. Bases 204 to 1472 code for a protein of 422 amino acids. The transcript is spliced from 10 exons. Gene Ontology annotation, biological process: immune system process; regulation of transcription by RNA polymerase II.
UUCAGGCCGAACCGCGCAUCUCCCUCUUCCCCAAAGUCACGUGAUUUCGGGGAAAGGGCUCGAGCUCCUCUCUGGUGUGAAGCGCGAGGAGCCGAGCGCACUGCUGCAGCGCGCGCGGACCAGGAAACCAGCGCGAGCCACUACAGACAGAGGGGAGGUCGGAUUGAUCGGUGUUGUUUUGGUUUUGGAGCCGGAGCGGAGUCAUGGUCGUGGGAAAGAUGCGGUCCACUCGGAAACUGCGCGCAUGGAUGGUGGAGCAGGUGAACAGCGGGAAAUAUCCGGGCGUGGUUUGGGACGACGAGGAGAAGACCAUGUUCAGAAUUCCCUGGAAACACGCCGGAAAACAGGACUUCCGGAAAGACGAGGACGCCGCCAUCUUUAAGGCGUGGGCGGAGUUUAAAGGCAAACUGACGGACGAGGAGCUGAAUAAUCCGGCGUCGUGGAAAACCCGUCUGCGCUGCGCCUUAAACAAAAGCCCAGAGUUCUGCGAGGUGAAUGAUCGCGCUCAGCUGGACAUAUCCGAACCGUACAAGGUCUACAGACUGGUGCCCGUCACCGAGCAGAGUUUGUCGUCUCCUGAAAAGAAGAUUCACGAGAGGAGCGGACGAAAACAGAAACGAAGGAGCUCAAACCAAAGUGGACCUGAACUUAAACACAUCAAAACGGAAGAGCACAGUCCAGAGACCAGCCUCCAGUUUACCGAAGUGUUUUUACCGAGUGAGAUUCCAGUUCAGAGCGAAGAGACGGUGACGAACCACAUCCCCCGACCCUCCGAAGAGGUGGACGAGAUCACUCUGGACGUCCGGAUUGAGGAGAGUGUCCCAUCGGCUCAAACAGGCGCAGACUCUUUCCGUGUGGUGGUGCAGUAUCUGGGGCAGGAAGUCGCCCGGCAGCAGGUCUGUAGUUCGGACGUUCGGAUCCAGUACCUGCGCUCCACGCUCUGCCCUCCCUCCGCCGUCCCGCAGGGGGCGCAGUUUCCCCGCGUGCCGCUGCCCGAGCCGGGGCCGAGCCUGGGCCAGGGCGAGGAGCUGGCGGCGCUGCACACGCUCCUGCCGUUCAUGGAGAAGGGAAUCCUGCUCACGUCCACCAAGAGAGGAGUGUACGGGAAGAGGUUCUGCCAGGGCCGGGUGUUCUGGACCGGACCGCACUCCGACGCCGGGCUGCACAAGAUGGAACGAAACACAGAACCCGUCCUGCUCUUCUGCAAAGACACGUUCAAACAACAGCUGGAGCUUUUCUGUUCAAACGGAGGAGAUCGGCCUCAGUGCAGCUUCACUCUGUGUUUUGGAGAAGAACUGAGCGAGACCGAAGAUACGACCAAGAAACUCAUCAUAGUACAGAUCUCGCUGCCGUGGGCCGAGCAGCAGGUGGAAAACUUCGAGUCCAUCGUUCGAUCCAUAAACUUCCUCCAGACUCUGGCCGACCAGAGCCCCAUGAGAGAGAUCACCCUGGACCUGCAGCCCGUGGACUAGACCAGGACUGGAACCAGGACUAGACCAGGACUUAGACCAGGACCUUCCACGACCACACUAAACCUGGGACCACAGACUGAGGAGCGGGACGUCAGAGGUGGUUCAGAAUUAGCACAGAUCUUAGGCCAGCUCUUUCAAGAUGCACCCAGACCCGGUUUGGUCUGGGGUUAGUCCUGACACAGACCCGGUUUGGUCUGGGGUUAGUCCUGACACAGACCCGGUUUGGUCUGGGGUUAGUCCUGAUCCAGACCCGGUUUGGUCUGGGGUUAGUCCUGAUCCAGACCUAGUUUGGUCUGGGGUUAGUCCUGACACAGACCCGGUUUGGUCUGGGGUUAGUCCUGACACAGACCCGGUUUGGUCUGGGGUUAGUCCUGACACAGACCCGGUUUGGUCUGGGGUUAGUCCUGAUCCAGACCCGGUUUGGUCUGGGGUUAGUCCUGAUCCAGACCUGGUUUGGUCUGGGGUUAGUCCUGACACAGACCCGGUUUGGUCUGGGGUUAGUCCUGAUCCAGACCCGGUUUGGUCUGGGGUUAGUCCUGAUCCAGACCCGGUUUGGUCUGGGGUUAGUCCUGAUCCAGACCCGGUUUGGUCUGGGGUUAGUCCUGAUCCAGACCCGGUUUGGUCUGGGGUUAGUCCUGACACAGACCCGGUUUGGUCUGGGGUUAGUCCUGAUCCAGACCCGGUUUGGUCUGGGGUUAGUCCUGAUCCAGACCUGCUUUGGUCCUGUUCUGGUCUCAGUUUAGUCACAAACAUAAAGGUGCUCUAUGUAACUUUUCUGGUGCUGCUUGUUUCCAUGGAGAUUUAUUGUUUUGCCUGGAAAGUUCCACAGUACGACAAAGUUACAGGUCAGAUCUGUGGAGUGGCAAUCCUCCUCACUGAUUGCUCGAUUUGUUUUUAAUCAUCAAUAAUCAUGUGCACAUACACACGUUUAUGUUUCUCCAACAGAAGCGUGAAGAAGAAAAACAAAUUAAAUCAUGCAGGGUGUUUAAUGCCACACUGUGGAAUAUUCCAGACAAAGUCAUAAUGUCUCCAUGGAGACGAGUAACAGACCUCCAUUGUAAAAAUGACUUAGUGAAAUAUAAAUAUACCAAGUUUACAUGAACAGAGAUCAGAACAGAGACCAGACUGAAGCAGGACGUCGCACUGGGGGAGUUCUGCAUGUACGUCUAUGGUGCAUCAUUUGCCCCAAUGUCAGAAAUUCUACUUGGACUCAGUUUUAAAAUGUAACAAAACCAAUUAAAAGAAAAUCUGUGGCAUAUUUGCUCUGAGUAAAAUCUACUGGGUCCACUGAGCCUCUUGUGUUCCGUCCUAACAGCGCCAUAAAGCUCAGUUUUUAAAAUCAGUUUUUAAAAUAACUUUAAAAAUAAUCCAUUUAUUGCCAUGUGUCCAUGAAAGUUGAAUACUGUAUAGAUAAACAUUUUAUAUCUCUAUCUUCAUAACUUUCUUAAGAUUUCUAAGAUGUCAAUUUUGCCAAGAUUUUGAGUGUUUUUUCGUAAUCAUCCAAAAUCCACAAAGACCAAAGAUGAAAUGAGAGAAUAAAGUUUGUUCUUUCUGUCGUGAUCAUAAACUGUAUAAAAAAGUGGAGUAAGUGAGGGACGUCACCAAGUUUAUAGAAAGAAUAAGGAUUAGAGAUGUAACAAUAACUGAAAUAUCAUGAUAUCGUAUCGUCAAAGUUCUCACAAUAAUAUCCUGGACCAUCACAAUAUAUCGAAUCACAAGUCUCUUUGUUUAAAUGAAGAGUUAAAAACCAGGGGGAACUACAUAGACCAUGAUCCUUUGCUCCAUUUCAGCACAAACGCCAAGAAGAAAUAACAGUUCUAACACUUUUAACUCUUAGUUCUUUGGAUUAAGUCUUGUCAAGAGGAAAAAGUAGAGUAUUCACAGUUUUAGAUGUGUAACCUCCACAAAAGACAGAACAGCGCCCUCUGGUGGAGACGUGGGGCGAGAGAAAGAAACUGUUUACUCAUUACUCAAACAGUAAAGUUGACACAAUCUUGAUACUACGGAAUAGACUCGAUACUCAAUACCGAUUCUGAUACCACAAUAAUAAAAAAUAAAAAAAAACACUCUUUCUUUAGACAAUAGAAUGUGAUAUUCAAUACUUUCCUGUAUUUUACUUCUGUGUCCUUCGGUGGUCCACGGGUCUUAAACUUACUCAAAAUCAUUCUAAAACUUCAGGAAAAAGGCUCAUUUCUGUCCUGUUAACGGGACUUUUUUUAGUAUUUUUUUUAGUUUCGAUACUAGUUUUAGUGUCACAAUAAAUUUUGUAUUGUGAGAUGUUUAUCAUGAAAAUGAGAGAUUUGGAUAUUGUUACAUCACUAAUCAUGAGCAUCUUCAUCAUAUCGUGAGCUUUCCCACGAUAUCGCAAUAAAUACUGUAUCGUGAGGUUCAUAUCGUGACAGUAUCGUAUCGUAUCGAGACAUGUGGAUAUCGUUACACUCGUAAUAAUCAUGUUAUUAAAGAAAAACAGCUCAGAUUUAAAGCUUCCGCAGACUUCAGAGGCUUGUGGAUCCAGUAAACAUCAAGAGAAUUUCAUGAAAUUUCUCGAGGAAGUUUACUUUAGCAAGAGCAAAAAAAUGAUACUAGGUACAUAUUUAUUUUCAAAAAUGUUUUCAAAAAGUUGGGCAAAUGAUGCAGCCCUAACGUCUAUGUCAGAAUGUUCAGCAGCGGAGACACGAGCCAAACACUGAUGAGGAAAGUUUUACGAUGGAGCUCACCUGUUGUACUUCCAUCUCAGUGAGCCAACGUCUGAGAUUGAGUAGCAGGUUUCCAGACAGAGCAGUGCCUCCGUUUAGCGCCGCCCCCAGUGAGCGUUGACGACAUCGGCUGGAAAGUGUCGUCGUCGGUGAUGAUUCUGAACCACGUGGCCCCAAACUCCAAACUGAAGACCCACUAAAGCGCUUGUAGUUCAUGUUUGAUUAAAAAAAAAAAACAACAACCCUGAAUGCACUUUUUAACCUUAUAUAUAUGUGUCGUUAUUGUUGUCGUUGUCAUAGAAACAGAGUACUAUGUUUGUGACAGGAAGCACUACAUAAACCUGUGUAUUUAAAUGUUACAUAUUAUAACUUUAAAUAUAAAUCUUGGUACAAGUGUU